AUGGAAAUAGAAUUGUACAAACUUAAUCGAAUUCUUAAUUGCAAUGAAUUCAGAAAAAUUGGAACCACAACUCGCUCUCAUUUGUUUUCUUCAAGAGUGAAAAAGGAUAUUAAAACUAGCAACAUUGCUAUUAAGACUUUUAUACAAACCAUUCAUAACGAUGUACAAAGGAUCAUUAAAAUUCCUCCUCAUUCUAGACAUAAUCUUACGUUUAAAGAAAAAGAAGCUCUUAAAGAUCUCCGGCAAGAUUCAACUAUUGUCAUUCGCCCCGCAGAUAAGGGGGGCGCUAUUGUUAUUCAAGCAUAUCAGCAAUACAAAAAAGAAAUUAUGAGACAAUUACAAGAUGUUAAGACAUACAAGAAACUAACAUUUGACCCGGUUAAAAAAUUUCAACAAAGGAUUAAUCAUCUGAUUGAAAUAGGUCUCCAGGGGAAUUACAUUGAUUCUAAUACGGCAAAAUACUUACAAGUGGAAUUUCCUAUCCACCCG
Pelobates cultripes (western spadefoot toad) is the source of this 489-nucleotide messenger RNA. The record is from the annotation of a GenBank genome assembly. Lineage: Eukaryota; Metazoa; Chordata; Amphibia; Anura; Pelobatidae.